This is a messenger RNA of Pieris rapae (cabbage white), 897 nucleotides long. RefSeq lists its product as uncharacterized. The transcript has a single exon. Gene Ontology annotation, molecular function: odorant binding. NCBI's taxonomy places the organism in Eukaryota, Metazoa, Arthropoda, Insecta, Lepidoptera, Pieridae. Bases 167 to 754 code for a protein of 195 amino acids. The record is from RefSeq and is a predicted model, not a curated record.
CGACAUCGCAAUCGCCCUCAAUUAAACUAGAGUCUAAUGAAUCCAGUCUACGAAUAACACGUCACACCGAUUGUAAACUGCUAACGACCAAUUAACAGGCUAACUGUAGCAAAACAGUUACUACCAUGAAUUAUUAGAGCGCAACGUUGACGUGAACCAGAAUAUUAUGUGUAUUCUGGUAUCGAAUAUGACAAACCUAUUCAUCCUCAUCAUUGUAUCGAAAUUCUAUUUCACUUUCUCCUUUACGCCUCUAUCCAAGGAAGAGCAGAUAAAAAACUUCAAUAAACUAAACGACGACGUGGAACCGUUUAGAAGGAAUUUAACCGAAUGUGCGCGACAAGUCAAGGCUUCGAUGGUAGAUGUUGAAAAUUUCCUUAAACGAAUCCCACAAUCCUCCGUGCAGGGUAAGUGCUUCGUCGCUUGCAUAUUGAAACGCAAUAAAAUCAUUGUCAAGAACGAAAUAAGCAAACAGAAUCUUUUAGAAGUAAACCGAGCGGUAUACGGACACGACACAGAAGUGAUGACCAGAUUAAACUCUGCGAUAGCCGAAUGCAGUGAUGUCGUGGAGGGAAUUUUCGAAAUAUGUGAAUAUGCAUCUAUAUUUAACGACUGCAUGCACAUGAGGAUGGAGCAUUUACUGGACAAAGUGACGAUGGAGAGGAGAAUGGAAACGUUAGGACAAAUGACAUCAAACCCGGACAUUUGGACGGAGGACGAUGACGAGAUUUUGAAAUUAGUCAAAGAUGAAUUGUAAGCGCCCGUUUACAAGUUGAAGCAAAACUGCUCAAGUAAAUAGAUACGACUAUUAUUGUUUUAAAAUUUGCUUUAGUCAAUUUAUUUGUAAUAUCGAAAUCGGUGUAUGUGAUUGUAAUGUGAAAUAAAAAAUCAUGAUACAUG